UGAUCUGUCAGGGUAACUUAAUAAGCGUGCUGUACUGCAUAUGAAUACAUAGGUAUAUACAUUUUAUUUCCUUUUUCCCCUCCGUGCAAUUUUACCGAUAUUUAAUUUAUCCUCUUGUAUUACCUGUCUAUCAUUCAAAAUGCUUACAACACGCUCACCACUCUCUAAGAAGAACACCAAUGCAAUCACCACUCAAAUGGACAACAUUUCGCUGGUCGACAAAGAAAACACGCCUCCUAGCCUGAACACUACCCGAAUUCUGGCCUCAAGAACCGCGCGCAAAAUCUUUGCUGACGAUUCUGAGGUUAAGCCCCAAAAUGUCAAGAAAUUCAACACAGAAGAGCCACUCCUGAAAGAAAAUCCACGCCGGUUUGUCAUUUUCCCCAUCAAGUACCAUGACAUCUGGCAGAUGUACAAGAAGGCAGAAGCUUCAUUCUGGACAGCUGAGGAGGUUGAUCUUUCCAAAGACACGCAGCACUGGGAUUCUUUGAAGGAUGAGGAGAGAUACUUCAUCUCUCAUGUACUGGCUUUCUUUGCUGCUAGUGAUGGCAUUGUCAAUGAGAACCUGGUCGAGCGAUUUACACAGGAAGUCCAGGUGACGGAAGCAAGAUGCUUCUAUGGUUUCCAAAUCGCCAUGGAGAACAUCCACUCUGAGAUGUACAGCCUGCUCAUUGACACCUACAUCAAAGACCCCAAAGAGAGGGACUACCUCUUCAAUGCCAUUGAAACUCUCCCCUGUGUGAAGAGGAAGGCUGAUUGGGCCCUGAACUGGAUCGGUAACAAAAAUGCUGGAUUUGGUGAGCGUGUGGUUGCAUUUGCGGCUGUUGAGGGGAUCUUCUUCUCUGGGUCCUUUGCUGCCAUUUUCUGGCUGAAGAAGAGGGGGCUCAUGCCUGGCCUGACCUUCUCAAAUGAGCUCAUCAGCAGAGACGAGGGCCUGCACUGUGACUUUGCCUGCCUCAUGUUCAAGCACCUGGUGCACAAGCCCUCAAAGGAGACUGUCACCAAGCUCAUCAGGAACGCAGUGGAGAUUGAGCAGGAGUUCCUGACGAAGGCCCUUCCAGUAAAGCUGAUUGGCAUGAACUGUGACCUGAUGACCCAGUACAUAGAGUUUGUGGCUGACAGGCUGAUGCUGGAGUUGGGCUUUGACAAGAUCUACAGAGUGGAGAAUCCUUUUGACUUCAUGGAGAACAUCUCACUGGAGGGCAAGACUAACUUCUUUGAGAAGCGAGUAGGGGAGUACCAGAGAAUGGGUGUGAUGUCUGGCACCACAGACAACGCCUUCCGGCUGGAUGCUGACUUCUAAAGCUCUUACAAGCCCCCAAGAUGCCCUUGACAUUAGACUUUUUGAAACUGUAAAUACUUGAAAAGGGACAUGGCCCAGACUAGAUGCUACCGGACCGACCAGACUCCUAUGUGGGCCCUGAUGAAAAGUAGCCCACAAUAUAGAGACUAGGGUGCCAUUUAGGGUGUGUACUUGGAUUGUCUGGUCCACAGAUAACACAUGUAUAUUACCAUUCACAACUGACCCUAUUUGCAGUAGAUCUCUAGUUUAAUCCAUGUUCUUAUUUGUAUAGUAGUUCAUUUUAUCUGUUUAAUUUUGUAAUUAAAUUUGAAAAAUCCAA
Messenger RNA from Salmo salar (Atlantic salmon), 1622 nucleotides. RefSeq names its product Ribonucleoside-diphosphate reductase subunit M2 (gene rir2). Gene Ontology annotation, biological process: deoxyribonucleotide biosynthetic process. Gene Ontology annotation, molecular function: ribonucleoside-diphosphate reductase activity, thioredoxin disulfide as acceptor. The record is from RefSeq and is marked provisional. NCBI's taxonomy places the organism in Eukaryota, Metazoa, Chordata, Actinopteri, Salmoniformes, Salmonidae. Gene Ontology annotation, cellular component: cytosol.